Aspergillus ibericus CBS 121593 is the source of this 2117-nucleotide messenger RNA. Its product is annotated as GMC family oxidoreductase. The record is from RefSeq and is a predicted model, not a curated record. Gene Ontology annotation, molecular function: oxidoreductase activity, acting on CH-OH group of donors; flavin adenine dinucleotide binding. Bases 97 to 2100 code for a protein of 667 amino acids. The transcript is spliced from 10 exons. NCBI's taxonomy places the organism in Eukaryota, Fungi, Ascomycota, Eurotiomycetes, Eurotiales, Aspergillaceae.
CUGGGUGGGAUAUAAAAACCCCUUCAUCUGGCUCAAUGCUUGGAUACGCAAGAAUCACAUCUCUUUCUUUCACACUCUAUAAGUAUCACCAUCACCAUGACCAUCCCAGAUGAAGUAGACAUUAUCGUCUGCGGUGGCGGAAGCACCGGCUGCGUCAUUGCCGGUCGUCUCGCCAAUUUGGACCGUAAUCUCCAGGUGCUGCUGAUUGAAGCAGGCGAAGACAACCUGAACAACCCAUGGGUCUAUCGUCCGGGCAUCUACCCCCGGAACAUGAAGCUGGACUCCAAGACUGCUUCUUUCUACUACUCCCGGCCCUCGGAAUGGCUGGAUGGCCGUCGAGCGAUUGUGCCUUGUGCUCAUGUCCUUGGAGGUGGCAGCUCCAUCAACUUCAUGAUGUACACUCGGGCCUCUGCCUCCGACUAUGAUGACUUCCAGGCCAAGGGCUGGACAACUGAUGAGCUGCUGCCCUUGAUGAAGAAACACGAGACGUACCAGCGAGCCUGCAAUAACCGGGAUGUCCAUGGCUUCGAGGGGCCUAUCAAGGUCUCGUUCGGAAACUACACGUAUCCCAUCACGCAGGACUUUUUGCGUGCUGCCGAGUCGCAGGAUAUUCCUGUCACCGAUGACCUGCAGGAUUUGAAGACUGGCCAUGGAGCCGAGCACUGGCUGAAAUGGAUCAACCGCGAUACUGGCCGCCGCAGUGACUCGGCCCAUGCCUAUGUCCACAGCACCCGGGCCAAGUACUCCAACCUGCACCUCAAGUGCAACACCAAGGUCGACAAGGUGAUCCUCGAGAACGGCCGCGCCGUUGGGGUCGCCACGGUUCCCACCAAGCCUCUUGCCGGCCGCGAUCCCCCGCGGACGGUCUUUAGGGCCCGCAAGCAAAUCAUCAUCAGCGGCGGUACUCUCAGCUCCCCUCUCAUCCUGCAGCGCUCGGGCGUUGGCGACCCCGAGAAGCUUCGUCGCGCCGGCGUCCAGCCCCUGGUAAACCUUCCAGGGGUUGGCCGGAACUUUCAAGACCACUACCUGACGUUCUCCGUCUACCGGGCCAAGCCCGACGUCGAGUCCUUCGAUGACUUUGUCCGCGGAGACCCCGAAGUGCAGAAGAAAGUGUUCGAGGAAUGGAACAUCAAAGGCACGGGGCCUCUAGCGACGAACGGCAUCGACGCGGGGGUGAAGAUCCGCCCGGAUGCAAAGGAGCUGGAGGAGAUGAAGAGCUGGCCGACGAACGACUUUUACAAGGGCUGGGAGAGUUACUUUAAGAACAAGCCAGAUAAGCCCGUGAUGCAUUACUCGGUGAUUGCGGGCUGGUUCGGCGACCACAUGCUCAUGCCCCCAGGCAAAUUCUUCACCAUGUUCCACUUCCUCGAAUACCCCUUCUCCCGCGGCUUCACGCACAUCCAAUCCGCCGACCCCUACGAAAGCCCCGACUUCGACGCCGGCUUCAUGAACGACAAACGCGACAUGGCCCCGAUGGUCUGGGGAUACAUCAAAUCGCGCGAAACCGCCCGGCGCAUGAACGCCUACGCGGGGGAAGUCACCGGCAUGCAUCCGCACUUUUCGUUCGAUUCGCCUGCCCGUGCGUUUGAUCUGGAUCUCGCGACCACGAAGGCGUAUGCGGGACCGAAUCAUAUUUCGGCGGGGAUUCAGCAUGGAUCCUGGUCCCAACCCCUCGAACCCGGCACCGCGCCGACCUCCCCGACCAUGCUCAACUCCAAUCAACAGGAGACUCGGGAGUCGUUGCAGUAUACUAAGAAGGAUAUUGAACAUAUUGAGAAGUGGGUCCAACGCCACGUCGAAACAACCUGGCACUCCCUCGGAACAUGCAGCAUGGCGCCCCGCGAAGGCAACACUCUCACCCCGCACGGCGGCGUCGUCGAUGAACGACUGAACGUGCACGGCGUGACGGGAUUAAAGGUGGCGGAUUUGUCCAUUUGUCCGGAUAAUGUGGGGUGUAAUACUUACAGUACGGCUCUCCUCAUCGGGGAGAAAUGUGCGGUGUUGACGGCCGAGGAUCUGGGGUAUUCGGGGAAGGCAUUGGAGAUGAAGGUGCCGGAAUAUCAUGCGCCGGGGGAGGUGACGUAUUUGUCGAGGUUGUAACUUCUGCUCAGUAGUUG